AUGGUUGGCUUCAGCAGCAUUGUCACUGCCACGGUGGUGUUGCUUGGGGAGCUGGGACUUGCCGCGCAGCUUACCAAGGUUAACUAUCCUAACAAUGCUACGUCCAAGGCGGAGAUGUGGAUAUAUGUCCCGGACAAGGUUGUUGCUUCGCCCCCGUUGGUAGUGGUGGUCCACUCGUGCCAAUCCUCGGCCCAAGCCUACUUCUCCAACUCUAAAAUCCCCUGGCGCCAAGGGUCCGAUCGGAAGGGAUACAUCACGCUGUGGCCGUCCUCGCCGAACUCGGGCACCUGUUGGGACGUCUCGUCGCGGCGCUCGCUCUCGCGCAACGGCGGCGGCGACUCGCAGGCCAUUGCCAACAUGAUCCUGCACGCCAUCGGCCGGUACGGCGCCGACCGGGAGCGCGUCUACCUCACGGGCGGCAGCUCCGGCGCCAUGAUGGGAAACGUCCUGGCCGCCACGUACCCGGACCUGCUGAAGGCGGUGAGCGUGUACAGCGGCGUGCCGGCGGGUUGUUUUGUGAGUGCGAGUGGUGGUGUGGCGGCGUGGAAUAAUACGUGCAGUGGUGGCCAGAGUCGGGCGUCGGCGGAGCAGUGGGGCAACGUGGUGCGGAACAUGUACCCCGGGUACAACGGCUCGCGGCCCAAGAUGCAGAUCUGGCACGGCAGCGCCGACGGCACGCUCGCGCCGGCCAACUUCCAGGAGACCAUCAAGCAGUGGACGAAUGUGUUUGGCGUCAGCCAGACGCCGACGAGUACGCUCAGGAAUUACCCGCAGGCCAACUAUCAGACGGACAAUUAUGGGGAGAACGUGCAGGGUAUCUAUGCGAACGGUGUUGGACACAGUGUGCCGGCGAACUUGACGGCGAGCGAGCUGUGGUUUGGGCUCUAG
Messenger RNA from Parathielavia appendiculata, 888 nucleotides. RefSeq names its product carbohydrate esterase family 1 protein. Gene Ontology annotation, molecular function: hydrolase activity. Lineage: Eukaryota; Fungi; Ascomycota; Sordariomycetes; Sordariales; Chaetomiaceae. The record is from RefSeq and is a predicted model, not a curated record. Gene Ontology annotation, cellular component: extracellular region. Bases 1 to 888 code for a protein of 295 amino acids. The transcript has 4 exons.